AUGUUGGCUGAGAUGACAGGCUGUCAACUGACCUCGCUCAGUGAAGCCAGCAGCAGCAACCAACACAAGAAGAACAGGGAGUCACAGGUCCCAGAGAACCUGUUUGGUUCCAGCUGGUACCAUCCUUGCCGGGAGAACCAUCAAGCCAAACGGGCCAGGGUGGAGAACAUACUCCAGCGCAUGGCUGGAACACCUCCUAUGUUUAUGAGAGACGGCGGAAAUGUCAGGCAACCCGCCGUUAACGGUGUGGGGAGCAGCAGUGAAGAGAACUGGCCUGGACUGGACUUCAGCCAGAGCAGAGUCGACUUUCUGUUACCCCCUGGAGUGGUCCACCAGACCAGGGAGGCCCCAGAGUAUACACAUGCGUUGCAGGCAAACCACCAGAGGGAUCAAUCUACACAAAUCUAUAUCAAGGCCCCUGAGGAAGAGUGCCCACAAAGCACUGCUCUGACUAGAGUGGUAAAGCACGAGCAUGAAGAUUCUCACAGACCUCCAAUAUCACAAAUAUCACCAGUCGUGCCCAUUCUAACAAGUUCCCCAAGUGGCUUGAGGCCUUGUGUGAAAACUGGGGAGCAAAGGCACAGGAGUGAUGUCAAGAAGACACAGAGUGGGCCUGUGGCCCUCGACACAGACUCAGAGCUGCUGGACCUUCUCAAGUCAGAGCUGUCCAGGGCUGUAAGCACGAGUGUUGAUUUGGUCUUUGAGAAAAUGGCGCACUGUCUUUCGAAAGCACCCCACCAAAAUGAAAAAAAUAAACUUAAAGAUGAAACGCCAUUCGAGCAUAGACCGUCUCUCGAUAUCACAGAGCCUUCACAAUCAAACAUUCAGACUGAGGCUUUGUCACUGGUCCUUCAAAAGCCCCUUCAGCAGGACAUUUCGAGCAAAGUGGCCCUGAUGAGGACGAGUUUUCCAGAGACUAACAGCAGUCAUGGUCCACCCUCUCAAUCAAAACAAAACAACCUUCUUGUGGACCCAGAGCUGCAACAACACAGCCCUUCUAACGCUCUGGAAAGGUUUUCUUGUCGUUACAACGCGAGUCCGUCUUCAUUGGACUUCGCUGCUCACUCGCGGGAAUUGAUAAAGGUAACUUCGAGAGGAAUGUCCCACUGCAUGACCCAACAGGCACAGCUGCUGCCUAUGAGCCACUUGGCCUUUGACAGCCUCAGCUUUCCUAACAUCAAGAGGGAGACUCCAGGUGUGGCAGAGAGCACCUCAUUUCUGCCUCUCAAUAUAUCCUUUGAUAAUUCAGAGCCAGAGGAGGGGUUCACUCCAGGACACCUGAAGAAAGCCAAGCUAAUGUUCUUCUAUACACGAUACCCUAGUUCUAAUGUGCUGAAAACCUUCUUUCCAGAUGUAAAGUUUACCCGCUGCAUCACGUCCCAGCUGAUCAAGUGGUUUAGUAACUUCCGGGAGUUCUACUACAUCCAGAUGGAGAAGUAUGCGCGGCACGCCGUGGCGGAGGAUGAGGAUGAGGAUGAAGGGGUGAUCCACACCAGGGGCCUCACCGUGCACCGGGACUCCCAGCUCUUCAGGACACUGAACACACAUUACAACAAAGCCAAUGACUUCCAGGUUCCAGAUCGGUUCCUUGAGGUUGUGGAAAUAACACUGAAAGAGUUCUACACGGCCAUCUCCCUGUCCAGAGACCGGGACCCUUCUUGGAAGAAGGCCAUCUACAAGGUCAUUUGUAAACUUGACAGUGAAGUCCCAGCCAUCUUUAAAUCUCCUUUGUUCACACAGUAGUGUUCGUUGAGAUCAGGACUGACAGCACAAGAAUCACAAUGCAGGUAGUUCAGUUAACUGUAAAUGUUGAAAGUGAAUGAAUUAGCUCAGGCAUGUUUGUAUGCAUGUAUGUUAAAUGUACCAUCUUAUUGUCAAUAUUGUAGUGAAUGUAUGGCCAUGUACCUGGCAGAUGUACAGAAUACAGUGAAAUAUGUAGUGCUAAUACUUUCAGUUAUUGUAACAAAAGUAACAUGGUUGAAUGUCAUAUUCUGAUCACAUUAUAGGUCUGCAUCUGAGUUACUUACCUUUGAACACUAACAAACGAUUAACUGUUCCAAGUAAACAUCUUCUUGCAGCAUGUUCAGUAUAAUUUCUUAUUCACUGUGCCACGUUGCAACUAUGUGGUAAAACUCUAGUCUCUCAGAGGUCAAAGUUGUUUUUAAACUGAAAAUGCAGAACUGUUGCAACACAGAAAGCAAGUAGCAAGACAUGAAACAGCCUUCCAAGGUCUGUGUAUGAUUUUUGAUCACUGGUGGUUGAUACAAAUAUACAAAGACCGUUAUUCCAUUGCGCUGAUUGAUCUGCAUACUUGUUUGAAAUCUCCUGUGCAUCCAUUGUGCUGAUUGAUCGGCAUACUAGUUUGAAAUCUCUUAUGCAUCAGAGGGCACUGUUUUAGAAUUAGGUAGUGAAAUGACUUAAUUUGGUAGCAUCAUUCAAUAUGCAGUUUAUGUGACUACAAUCAGGGGUGGAGUAAUUAACAGGCCUCCCUCGGCCUGGACAACUUGUCCACCUCUCCAAUACCAGCUACACAAUGACCACAAUCCCCUCUCCCAAUGGGUUUCAUGUGCCAGGUAGUAUGGGGUCCUUUGGGCCCCCCACCAAAGGACAUUAAGGCCAACGACAAUUCCCUCCCCAGGGGAAUCUCAUACCGGUAUGUUAAUAUAUGACCACACCAAUAAACAUCCGUUUCUAACGUUAAUUGAAGCACAUGUCAAUUUUGCAGCAAAGCAGCUUGCCAGUUCCUCUCUGAACUCAUUUCACCAGUAACGUGAAGUAACUGUAGAUUUAGCUAUAAGACGGUCUGUUGUGU
Messenger RNA from Engraulis encrasicolus (European anchovy), 2812 nucleotides. Its product is annotated as prospero homeobox protein 1-like. Gene Ontology annotation, biological process: regulation of transcription by RNA polymerase II. The coding region runs from base 1 to 1743 and encodes 580 amino acids. The record is from RefSeq and is a predicted model, not a curated record. Gene Ontology annotation, molecular function: RNA polymerase II cis-regulatory region sequence-specific DNA binding; DNA-binding transcription factor activity, RNA polymerase II-specific. Gene Ontology annotation, cellular component: nucleus. The transcript has 5 exons. Lineage: Eukaryota; Metazoa; Chordata; Actinopteri; Clupeiformes; Engraulidae.